This is a messenger RNA of Trametes versicolor FP-101664 SS1, 1716 nucleotides long. RefSeq lists its product as uncharacterized. The coding region runs from base 1 to 1716 and encodes 571 amino acids. Gene Ontology annotation, cellular component: SCF ubiquitin ligase complex. Gene Ontology annotation, biological process: SCF-dependent proteasomal ubiquitin-dependent protein catabolic process. The transcript has 2 exons. The record is from RefSeq and is a predicted model, not a curated record. Lineage: Eukaryota; Fungi; Basidiomycota; Agaricomycetes; Polyporales; Polyporaceae. Gene Ontology annotation, molecular function: protein binding.
AUGGCAAAGAAGAAGGCCAUCAUGCAACACGCCAGUUCAGAUCCUACGCCGUGGGGCAACACAAUUUCCAUACAGAAAUUGCCCGAUGAACUCCUCACGCAUAUAUUCUUGCUCUACAAACAGGUGUCCAAGUACCCUCUGUCCGAACAUGCACACCGUUGGCUACGGCUUGAGGAAGAACGUUAUGGCACCGGCCCAAUCCAUUGUGGAGACGGAGCCCGGUGGACCGCUCUGAUGCUCGUCUGCCGCCUCUGGCGCGAGAUUGCGCUCGCCUCCCCAUCUCUGUGGCAGUCGGUCGAUGUGUACUCGGAGAGCACCCUCAAAUGGCUCGAGCUCGCGCUGGUCCGCUCACGCGACACACCUAGGCUCGAGCUCUUCUUCCACAACCUGGACGCGGCGCGCGCUGCACUCCCCUUGAUCCUCCCCCACACACGACGUCUGCGCACGCUCAUCUUGCCUCCGCUUGACCAGAGGCCCGCAGGCUCCGACCGCUGGGAUCACAACGCCAGUCCGGAUGUGACCCCGUUCCUGCCGCUCCUGGCUGGGGUGAUGCCGGUUCUCGAGGAGCUCAUGAUCUCCGUGGACCAUGUAGACCAUACGGGUCGCUUCAAUCGCCCACCUCUCAUUAUAUCGACGUCGCAGCUCCCCUCCCUUCGGGUUCUUCGCCUCGCAUGCGUCUCCUUCGUAUGGAACGCGGACGUCCUUUCAAAGCUGACGACUUUGGACCUCCGCGCCUGCGUUUCCGGCACAGCUGACGAUGACGGCCCGUCAUGCGACCAGUUUCUCGACGUCCUGGAGCGCUGCGAAUCUCUCGAAGACCUCCGUUUGCUGGACAAAUUCGUCUUCAACACCCUUGCGCGUGGCGCCAUCAACGCCGGGACGGCCGAUCCUACCCGGACUCUCCACCUCCCCCGGCUCCGCAAGCUCGUCCUCGCAGACAGUCCACGGGUUACGAAGUGGCUGCUGUCGUGCCUCACGUUUCCGCCAAAGGCUUUCGUCUCCAUCACCGGGUGGCUCCCCGUUGCUGGGCACCUCAUCGCCCAGCUGCAACACAACGCGUUCAGCGACCUGGUGUCGUAUAAAGGGCUGAAGGACCGUUUCUUCCCUACCACCGUUCCUACACACGGCAAUAUCCGCGUAAUGUGCGAGUCGGCCGAGAUCAGCGUGUGGACGUCCGACGGCGCGAAGCUGCGCCUCGAGCUCAAUAACCCCGACGUGCGGGAAUGGGACGCCUACCUGCCGCACGGCCUCCGGGGCUUCCACGCGCUCUUCGACAGCCUGCCCAUCGAGGAGCUCACCAUCAACGGGUUCAUCGACAACGCCCCGGAAUACAUGGACUGGGCGAACCUGCUGCACCAGCUCACGAAGUUGCGCACGCUCGAGGUCAUCGGGCGCGGGCCCGUCCGGCCGCUCUUCCGCGCGCUCAAGGACACGCCGAUACUGGACCUCGGCGAUCCGGACUUGGCCGGGCCCUGGCCGCCGCCGUGCGACAAGCUCACGAAGCUGUCGGUGCAGUACGCGGACUACGUGCGCGGGGACAUCGAGCUCCUGGUCGCGGUGCUGCACCGACGGGCGCAUUUUGGGGCGGCGCGGCUGGACCGGGUGGAGCUGUACAUGGAAACUGAAGACGACGGAGACGGGUUUGCGGAGGAGAUGCGGAUUUACUUGAGCGAGUUGGAGGAGCUUUGUCCGGACAUAUCUUAUAGUGCAGGAUAG